This is a messenger RNA of Seriola dumerili (greater amberjack), 1529 nucleotides long. Its product is annotated as RNA-binding Raly-like protein. The record is from RefSeq and is a predicted model, not a curated record. Gene Ontology annotation, cellular component: nucleus. NCBI's taxonomy places the organism in Eukaryota, Metazoa, Chordata, Actinopteri, Carangiformes, Carangidae. Gene Ontology annotation, molecular function: RNA binding. The transcript is spliced from 8 exons. The coding region runs from base 46 to 699 and encodes 217 amino acids.
UUUCUCUCUUCCUCCUCCUCCUCCUCCUCUUCUUCUUCUCUUGUUAUGACUCAUUUCAGGAGUGACUGCCACCGAGACAGACACGCCGGGAUGAACGGCGAGCAGAGAGCCAGCCGCACCACGACGGCCAAGAGAGGAAGCGGCGCCUCCUACAGAUCUGACUAUGAGAUUGAGUAUGACAGAUACCCUGAUGACCACUAUAACAGGGUGUUUGACUACCAGCGUGUCCCCUCCUCAGUCCCGGUGGAUCCCAGCCCUGUCAAACGGCCCCGUCCUUCAUCCUCCUCCUCCUCCUCUUCCUCCUCCACAGCGGCUCUGAGGAUGAGGAGCAGCAGAGCGUCCAGCAGGAGCAACAACACACACAGCCCCUCCUCCGGCAGCAGCAACGCCAAAUUGAAGAUGGCGGAGCUUCUUGCCAUAAAGAGGGAGUUGACGGUGAUCAAGGUUCAGAUCGACGGCCUGCUGGACUGUGUAGACAAGAUGGACAGACAGAGGAAGGACUUCUCAGAGUGUCCUCAGAGCAGGGAGCCCAGUGUGUCGGGUUCUCCUCGUCGAGGUUCAGUCAGCAGUCUGGAGAGAGAAAGUCCUGAACCAGGAGAGGCCAGCGAGGACGAGCCGCUGCACUACCCCCACUACUACCCCCACAGCUACCCCCACAGGAUAAAGCAGCACCCAUCUGAUCUGGAGGACGACCUGUGAUUCCGCAGCUCAGAAACAGAAGCUUGAAUCUGUAACAGCUGGGAUGGAAGAUGCUUGAACUGCAUUGGACUGACCCUCCUCCACACCUGAAUCUGUCAUUACCUGUCCAUCACUGUCUUCUUAGCUCUGGUUUUCAUCAACAAAAUCCCCUGUGUAACUGGUCACGUGGGACAAUAUAGCUAAACCUGUGUUUCUGUAAAGCACCAUACAUACUGAUGGUAUUAGUUUUUAGAUCAUUUCCUAUCUUUCAGGCAGCCAGUAAACUACAACUACACUGUAAAAAUGGACUUACAGAAACUUGGCACAUUGGCUAUUUAUUUUAUUUUAUUUUGGCCUCUCUUUAGUAAUGCAAUCAAAGAUGGUGCGACAUCUUAAAACGAACAGUCUACCUACCAAAACGUGUCAAAUUCAUGAGCUAUGUUUGGCCCAUUUUCCAUAACAUAAGAAGAGUAAAAUUAACUUUUUGAUAAUAUCAUACAAGACUGCCUUGAAAUCCCCUGGCUGUCAGGCAACACUGUAGGAUAACAUCUGGAAUCGGCUCAGAUUUGGAAGUAUAUGGGCCAGAUUCGGGCCGAGGACCGAGGCAAAUUUAGGCUAGAAGUUUAAUUUUGCUAAAAAGAUCAUAUUGGCCCCAUUUAUCACCCUAACCAAUUGCUUCCCAUAGUGGACUCCACUCUGAUUUAUGUUAUUGAAGUCAGUGUGGCAGCAGCUGGCAGCUCCUUAUCACCCAUUUUAUUUUCAUCAGGCCUGUUAUCAUCAUGUGUAACCAGCUGUGUACAGGACUGCAUUAUAGUUGUGCAUUAAAGGCUCAGUGAGCACGGUUUUAUGAC